Paramisgurnus dabryanus is the source of this 4269-nucleotide messenger RNA. It is a transcript of the gene agpat5, whose product is annotated as 1-acylglycerol-3-phosphate O-acyltransferase 5 (lysophosphatidic acid acyltransferase, epsilon). NCBI's taxonomy places the organism in Eukaryota, Metazoa, Chordata, Actinopteri, Cypriniformes, Cobitidae. Gene Ontology annotation, cellular component: mitochondrion; endoplasmic reticulum; endomembrane system. The record is from RefSeq and is a predicted model, not a curated record. Gene Ontology annotation, biological process: phosphatidylinositol acyl-chain remodeling. Gene Ontology annotation, molecular function: acyltransferase activity.
AUAGGCACGUGGCUGAUGACAAAACUGCAAUAUGGAGGCUGUGAAAGGCGUGUGUGACUUUGGGAGUAAAAAAUUGUGUCUAGUUUUGUGUGUAAGAUAACGUGAUUGUGUAUGUUUGUUGUUUGGGCGUUAAAUCAGCGGCAGUAAAAUUGAUAAAUCGUGAUAUUUAGAUUACUUUUGAGUUUUGUACAAUGGUAAUGUCGCUCGGAAGUAUGCCAAGUAAAGCGUUCACUGUGAAGCAAAUAGACUUGCAUUGGGUUCAUUGACAGGAGUGUCAUCAUGGUCAAACCUGCAGGAAAUUACCGGAAGAAGUUCAGCGUGAAAUUUUGCAGCAUCUUUUUCCUUUCCUGAUCGAGGUCGUGGUUGAAAUCAGAUUAAAUUGGGCAUUGAGAUAAGUACACGUUAGAGACAGUCAUCGACUACACGGAGUUAGCUUUAGUUUCAGCUUUGCAGGGAUCUUUGUGAGCUUUCUUGUGAAAAUGCUGCUGUCUCUGGUCGUGCACACGUACUCGUUGCGCUAUUGGCUCCCGGCGGCCGUGAUGAUGGGCACCGCACCGGCUUACCUGCUGUCCUGGAGCGCGUGGCGGCUCCUCUCCGUCCUCCUGCCCUCCAGACUCUUUCACACUGUGGAUGAUCGGGUGUAUUCAGUCUAUCAGAGCAUGGUCCUGUUCUUCUUUGAGAAUUACACGGGCGCGGAGAUCAUAAUUUAUGGGGACAUACCAAAGAAAAAGGAGAACGUUGUUUACCUGUCUAACCAUCAGUCCACAUCUGAUUGGAUCAUUGCUGACAUGUUAGCCAUUCGUCAAAAUGCACUUGGACAUGUAAGAUACGUCCUGAAGGAUGGUCUAAAGUGGCUUCCACUGUAUGGAUUUUAUUUCUCACAGCAUGGAGGUGUGUAUGUCAAGAGGAGUGCCAAAUUUGAUGAAAAUGCCAUGAGGAAGAAACUAUUAUCUCAGACAAAACUGGGCACACCUAUGUAUCUUGUCAUUUUCCCAGAAGGAACGCGCUACAACCCUGAGUUCAAAAAAGUUAUCACUGACAGUCAAGAUUUUGCAGCUAAAGAAGGACUGGCUGUGCUAAAGCAUGUUUUGACACCAAGAAUGAAAGCGUCACACAUUGCCAUAGACACUAUGAAGGAUCACUUGGAUGCUGUCUAUGACAUCACAGUUGCAUAUGAGGGAACUCUCACAGGGGACUGCCAAAGACGUCCGGCUCCUUCAAUGCCAGAGUUUCUGUGUAAGGAAUGCCGCAGGGUGCACAUCCACUUCAGUCGUGUGGAUAUGAGGGAAAUUCCUCCAGAGCCUGCGUUCUUCCGCAGGUGGCUGCACGAAAGAUUUGAAUUGAAGGACAAGCUUCUGACCACUUUCUACGAAUCUGAAGACCCAGAAAAAAGGUGCAAGUUUCCUGGAGAAGGUCGAAGCUCACCUCUCGGUCUCUCUAAGACAUUGCCUUCACUUCUGAUUUUGGGCGGUCUGACUUUACCGAUGCUUUUAACCGAGUCAGGUAGAAAACUCUAUCUUAACACUUGGAUCUAUGGGACUUUGCUUGGAUGGGCAUGGGUCAGCGUGAGUCCAUAACCAAACCGUAAAGAAGAAGAAACAUCCUCACUGCAAUACCAGCUCUCCGGAGGUUGCGUUGUUGGAUAAGACUCUUUGAUUUGCAACUUUCAGUUGGUAGUUUGGUACUCGGUGUCUCACUAACCAAAAGGCUGAUUUACUGUCUGUCUUUCUCAUUGGGUUUGUUAUACUUCUUGUUGGCUGAUGUUAAACUUUAACACAGUGUCUACACUGCAAGCAAACAAUGAGAUGCAACAAAAUUAGAACGCUGACAUAUACAGAUUUGUCGGUCAUAGGGUGAGCGUUGUAGUUUUGUCAUUGCAUGGCUUGUUUGUUGUACCGUCUUAACCGGAUCAUAUCAUUUAAGUUCAUAUUUCUUGUCUACAAAAUCUGCAAAAGCUUCUUGAUGUUCUUGAGAAGGUUUGUAUUAUUUUGCAGUGAUUUAGAUUUUCUGUAAAGAUUUUUUGUUUGUUUGUUUAUGCAUGGGGUUUCAGUUAUUUCACAUUUAUUAUCAUUAAAUUGAUGCCAAGACCUAGAAUGCCAUUAAAUAGGGACUUUAUAUUUUGAGUGUUUGCACAUUGCUAAAUAUUUCACAGAUCGUUGCCAAACUUGCAAGGUGUAGGGUGUGUGAAAGGAAUGGUCCCACCUCCAAAAAAAAUUGGUGUUAUGGAGUGUUAACCCUCUUGCUGCUGCAAACCUGUAUGCUUAUAUUUUCUUUUUUUCUGUGUAACAUCAAAAUAGAAAGUCUGAAGAUCAUCACACCUAUUUUUCAUGUAACAACAGUCUAGAUUGUCCAUUAGUGUUAUAUGAUAUCUUAAUGUGAGGAACAGGCCAAAGUAAUCUUUAAUCAAAUUCUGAAUGAUUCCUUGUAGGAGGUUUGAUGUUAUUGAUGCUACAUUACAUUUUUAUCUCAUAACAGAACAUGUUACGCUAGUUUAAAGGAAGAUUUGAGAGCUACAGUUAAAUUAUCAGUGAAAAAAUUUAAUUUUUGUAGUUUAUAUGCUUUGCAAAGAAUUUAUAUUAGAAAUGUAUAGCAGAUAUUUCAGUAUACCUUAUAACUUUAAAGCCCCUAUAUGCUUUAGCUGUAUAGAAAAGUAUGCUCUUUAAAACAAUUUAUUUCUUGUUCCAAAGGGGAAAAAUGACAAGUUGACCGAAUAAGAAUCAUUUUUGGAUUUAACUGUUUGUUUUAAACUGAAUAAUUUAGUGAUGUGCUAUAGACAUUGAAUAUUUAAAUUGUAUUUGAAUAUCUUUAUAGUCUACAUGAUAACUGACGGAAAGGUCUGGGAAAUUGUAAUAAAGUAUUAUAGGUUGGUUGUAGACUUUAACAUCCAAAUUCAAACUUCACAAGUAUAAUCAUCGCCUUAUCUUGUUUAUGCCUUUUUGUUUUUAUUUUUUAUUACUUGUAGUGUGAGUCCUGAUGUUUGAUAAUGUAGCCAUACAAGGAAAAUCAAAAUUCAGUUCUGGAGGAGCUUUAAUAGAAAAUUAGUAGGCAACACUGACUCCCUCUACUGGAGACUUUUGGCACCGCAUAUGCUUUUAGUGACCAAGUUUGUUUGAAUCCUAGUUUCAAAAGAUACGUUUUUUUUAUGACCAUGAUUUAUAAUGGAAGCAGUAUUUAAAUGUUUUUAAAGUAUGAGAAACGUAUUAAAAAAAAACAAGCAAGUUCAUUUAUUGAAGUACUGUCUUAGCUUUUAACCCUAAACUUUUCAAGAAAUCUUGGCACACAUCCCCCACUUCCAAAUUUGAGAAUUUGCCAAAAUGUAAUCAUAUAUUUACAAGUCACUUUUAAUCCUUUCACUGAGUUUAAAUAAGACUGCACAAUAUAUAUUACACAUACCAUGCCUGCAUGCCAAGUCUUAACUAAUGGCCUGUGUCCAACAUGUUAAGGUUCAUUUAUAUUUUCAGCUGACUGCUAUUUGCUUUCAUCAUUACUGUCUUAUGCUUAUUCCAUAAUUUCUAAAUGCAACCAAUAUGGUGUUUUAACAUAAUAAAUUCUACCUCCUAAUCUUAAUCUACGUCUACCACAAGCAGCGUGUCAUACUGUGAAUUAUAUUUUCCCUGUGCGUUAAUCUAUGCUCUGUGUAUUUUCUCAGACAUAGAAAACAUCGUUUUGUGAAUUUGUUUGGACUUGCAUUAAUAAUUAUGGCUAUUUCAAUAAUGUUUCAACAGUUCACAAUUAAAAAUCUUUAGUUUUAAUUAUUGUUUCCCUUCAUUUACACACAAAUAUUUUGUUUUUAUUUCCUAAAUCAAACAGUUGUUUGUUGAACAAAUCUAUUGAUAAAUCUCAUUCAUUACUUUGUGACCGAAAUGCAGAACGUCUUUUAACCCUGUGGAUUAUGUUAACAUUCUGAAAAUGUUUACGUUAUUGUCACCAAUAACCCACCAAACUACAGUAUUGUUCAAAACGCAUGUUUUGUAAUAUGAGUGUCACAAACAUUAAAUGUUAUUCUACAUCUGUGUGUUUUCUGAAUUAAGAAGGACAUGCUGUAUUUAUUAAAGCAUAUACAUCACGCUUUAUACAUUUUUUCACUUUUGUUAUUCAAGUCACGAUCUGCAGCAAUCUGUCUUAAACUGGUGCUGCAUUAAUCUCUUAAAGACUUGUAAUAGAAAUAGCCAUAUUAAUCUAAGCCCAGCACUACUCACAGAAUUGUCCUGAGACUCUUCAUCCCAUUGUCUGUAUUUGUUCACAAUAAACUUGUGCUUUUCAAAAAUG